Molecule: messenger RNA, 3259 nt
Organism: Cucurbita pepo subsp. pepo (vegetable marrow)
Lineage: Eukaryota; Viridiplantae; Streptophyta; Magnoliopsida; Cucurbitales; Cucurbitaceae
Biological process (GO): proteasome-mediated ubiquitin-dependent protein catabolic process
Cellular component (GO): GID complex
Molecular function (GO): protein binding
Source: RefSeq, a predicted model, not a curated record
AGAAAAGAAAAAAAGGAAAUUCCUUUUCCCAUCAAAACUCCAUUGGAGGUUUGCCUUGUUGCUCUCAAAGCUCCGAGGGGUUCUCUCUGCCGUGGCCUCGGCGCCAUUCCCCAUCCCAGUAUCUCUCUCCGGACUGGGACGAUGCCAACCUCAGCUUCUUCUGCGACUCCCAAGCCUUCGUCCGAGCUCGUCGCUCGGUUGACGGCCGCCGACGCCGCCGUCAAGCUGAAGGCCUUGAGAGACAUCAAGAACCAGAUCAUUGGAAAUCGCACCAAGAAGCUGUCCUUCAUCAAGCUCGGCGUUGUCCCCCAUGUUGCUGCCGUUCUCUCCUCCACUUCCGACCCCAACAUUCUCGUCCAGUCCGCUGCUGUUCUUGGCAGCUUUUCCUGCGGCGUCGACGUUGGUGUUUCCGCCGUUCUCGAUGCUGGAGCCUUCCCUCGAUUGCUUCGAUUGCUUUCCGAUCCCGAUCCCAAGGUUGUUGAUGCGGGAGCUCGCUCGCUAAGAAUGAUUUAUCAAUCAAAGUUGGCUCCUAAGUAUGAUUUCCUUCAGCAGGAAAACGCCAAAUUUCUUCUUUCAUUAUUGAAUAGUCAAAAUGAAAAUGUGACUGGACUUGGGGCAAGUAUCAUCGUUCACUCCUGUGAGACAAUUGCAGAGCAGAAGGCAUUGUUUCAUGGUGGAGUUCUAGAGAAGCUUAUUGGCCUUCUUGAUGGAUCUCUAAGUCAAAGGGAUGCUAGUUUAGAGUCUAUUGCUACAAUAUUUAAGAAUAAUGUUGAAGCCAUAGAAAAGUUCAUGCAACCUGGCAGAGAAGAUUGUUUGAGAUACAUAAUUGAAUUGAUGAAGGAUAGAAAUCCCAAGACAAGAUUGCUAGCCUGCGUAUGCUUGAUUGUUAUAAGGAAUUCGUCACCUUGUUAUCUGCAAGAUAUAGGAAUAAAAAUGAAAUUGAUACAUAGUUUGCUCGAGCUUCUCGACAAUCCAGGUCAAGUUGGAGAUGAAGCUUCCUUCAUUUUUUCGACUUUACUUGCUGAGAAGGAGGAGCUACAGAAACUUGCUUUUGAGGCAAAUGCAAUUGAUAAGUUUUACAAUCACUUGCAAAAGGAUCAGUUAAGUCCUAGACGCUUACAAGGAAUAUUGCUGGCUUUUUCUCAUCUGUGCUCAAAGUUGGAGAGCUGUAGGUCUAGGUUUCUCUCAUUGCAGGUAAUGAACAUAGUGAUCAAUGCCCUAAAACAUGAAAGUAGUGACAUACGAACCGCAGCUUGCACUUGCUUGAGAAGUGUCUCUCGAUCAAUCAAGAAUUUGAGUGCUGGUUACUUUAUGAACGAAGCAGUUGUCUUUCCCUUAGUUCAGCUUUUACAUGAUCCUUCUAAUACUGUUCAGGUUGCAGCACUUGGUGCUAUUAGCAACAUAGUUGUCGACUUUUCAACAAAGAGAUCAAUAUUUAUUGAAUGUGGAGGUGUGAAAGAGCUGGUUCGAUUAUCAAAGUCUAUGGACUUGGACAUAAGGCUGAAUGCGUUGCGGGCUUUAAGGAAUUUAAUAUUCUUCGCAAACAACAUGUGUAAAGCAGGGAUCUUUGUGGAGUUAACAGCUUCAUUGUUAGCCAGCCUUGUCUGUGAUCCUGAGCCUUCCGUUCAGGAGCAUGCUAUGGCCCUUGUGCGCAAUCUUAUUGAUGGAUGUGAGGACUCAAUUGACUAUGUGUUUGCUGAAGAUGGCAUCAUAUUGGACACUAUUGGCCGGCAAUUGCAAAGUACUUCAAGAGACGAAAUUGGAGUGCAGGGAAUGUAUGUACUUUGCAAUGUUGCUAGUGGAAAUGAGCUUCAUAAGGAAGGGGUCAUGAAGCAACUAUUUCCACAAGGAGAUGAAGUGGUCCAGUCAUUUGUGAUCAAGUUUUUGCAGAGUGACAACAGUCAGCUUCGAAUUGCUGCUGUCUGGGCAAUAAUUAAUCUUACUUCACCUUCAAGUACGUAUGCUCUAGGUCGGGUUACGAAGCUACGGAAUGCUGGUAUUGUUUCUCAAAUUAAGAAUAUGGCCAAUGAUCCGUGCCUGGAUGUAAAGUUCCGUGUGAGAACCGUGCUUGGACAGCUAAUAGCUUUUGGUGAUGGUAUUACAUUGUAAAUUUUCCCAUCAUCAAAACCCAAGAAAAGAAGAGCGCUGCUUGCAGCUUUGUUUUUGAUCCACUAUUUCUGUUGGAUAUUAUUGAGCUUUUUGUUGGCGGCUUUGAUCCAUUUGGACAUGAAAGCUUGUUGCGCCAUCCAGUAUAUUCCACGGGCGGCUCUUGACCUUACAGGUUACCCAUAAAAAUCUUAACUUUUGGAUGCAUUCCAGCCUCUAUUGGUGGGAAUUUUGAUCUCUCUCUCCUAAAUUCUUCUUUUCUUCUUUUGGUAUCUCUCAAAUGAUCAUACGGUUAGUUUGGCUUGAAGGCAUAAUAUAAGACUCGUAAAUAUUGCCUAUAAACAAUUUCGUUGUUAUUACUGUUCUGCUCGAAGGGUUUCAUAUAUAGGCUACAAAUUGUCGCUUUCAUACCUUGCUCCAACGUUCACCAAGACCCAGAAACUUUCUUUUUCAGAGAAAUAUAACCUUAAGCUUUUUGAAGGAAAAACAACGAAACCUAAAUGAAUGAUUGUUUGGCUAAGUUGUACCUUUUCAAGGAUGGUUUAUAUUAUUCAAGCAUCCAAGGAGAGUAAUUCAAUUCAUGCAGAUGUCUUCUUUCCUUCAAACAGAUACAAACUUCCAAGUAUUGCUGCUAUGCCAUGCUCCAAAUCCACCACUAUACUUCAUUUCCUCCUAAUCUUGUUUUGUGUCCAAUUUAAUUAGUGUGCAUUUGAACAUAGUUGAUCAAUAUGAUAUAUGUUCUAUCAAUACCAGUUUAUAUAAACAAAUUGAGAGAAUCACAUGAAUCAGUCUUUUGUGCUGAACUUUAUAAUUGGUAUUUUAGAACAGGUGUUUAAAUUGAGCAAAGCUUUGGAGUGUCUACGUGGUGUAGAUCCAUAUUUAUCCCUAAUGUAUGUGGUUUUUAGCAGCAGAACCAUCAUUAUUCUGUGAUCCAGGAGGAAGGGAUGCGCUUCAGUCAAACCAGAUUGCUUGCGUUCCAACCUGUUUUACAAAGUGUACAAAGAUGCAAAGCCUUAGGUUCAUAGUACAUUUAACAGUUGAAUUGAUCUCCAUGGUAUAUGUACACAAAGUGACAAGGUUUCCUUUGAUCAUUAAGAGCUGAAAACCAUUACAUUUUAUUCAUUACUGGUCAAGCUCAAGAACAUUUUACUCA